UAGCCUCGAACAGAGGAGUAGCAUAGGGAUAUAUAGAGAGUACGCUGCGCCGACGGACACCACGUACUGUAAGUUACCUGCAACAUUGACCAUCGCACGUUCGCGACUCGGAUGGCGGGAGCGGUAUCACAUGACGGAAGUGGCGAAGGUGGCGGCGUCUUCAGCCACCAGCCCGCGUUCGCUCGCAACGCGCACGGCAGCCAACGGCCAAGGAAGCUCUCGUACGCCCAUCUCAUCAGCCCUGAACUGCGUCGCUUAGCUUAACUUCCCUCUGCUGCGCCCUUUCUCCAGGCUCUACGACCUCCUUUCACGCUGUUCCUCCCCCUCGUCGGUCGGCUCAUCCUCGACUUCGAGUGUCGGCUCAUCCUCGACUUCGAGUUCGCGUGCGAGCUUCAACUCUCCUUCGUCUACCAGCUCAUCCAGCACAGUCACCACCGCGUCUACGACACCCGAGGCUUGCAGUCCGACGUGUGAAGCGCCCUUGACCACCAUGUUCCGCGGCGAGCACGCCUCGCUACCCCCAAAUAACUCCGCCGCCACCCACCGCGGGAUGGCUGACGACCUCUGUUCCAGACCGCCUCUCGCAUGGGACUGGGACAUCGAGCAUGCUGACCGCAAGGCAGAGGCGAAAGCUGACGCGGCUGUACAUGGAGCACCGCCGUUCCAAGUCGACCGGAAGCUCCUGAAGGAUAUUGUCCACGAGAAGAUGGGCGAGAAUGUCGUGAGGAUCAAGUUCCUCGGCGCUGGCACAUUCCACAAGGCAUACUCAAUCACGCUCGUGAGCGGGAGGGAAGUUAUCGCUCGCGUCGCGCGUCGCUUCAUGCCGCGGUUGAAGACUGAAUCCGAGAUCGCGACGAUGCAGUACCUUCGUGAGCGCACGAACGUGCCAGUGCCGGACGUCUACCACUACGAUGCAAACCCAUUCAACCGGCUUGGUGGCGAGUACAUCAUCAUGUCCAAGGCGCCAGGCAUUCCACUCUCGAAGGUGUUUCACUCUCUGUCACACGAGCAGCUCGCCGCACUGAUGGAGAACGUUGCGGCGCUCAUCAUCCCGCUCUUUGCUCACCGCUUCCCCAGCAUCGGGUCCCUGUAUCUUGGUCCUGACCUUGACGCGAGCCCCCCUACCGCUGUACCUCCGUACCUCUCGUCCGCAGCGCCAACACCGACGGUGGCAUCUUACUUGCCCGCCAUAACACGGGCGCCGUCGUCAACAGCAGGGUCGACCGCGACUGCGACGCCGGCUUCCGCAUCGACGUCCGCACGGUCGCAGUUCCACGUCGGGCCGAUCGUCUCCUGGCCGUUCUUUGGCUCGCACCGGGGCGAGCUCCCGCACCCGUCGGAGAUGGACCGCGGGCCGUGGACGACGACGCACACGUACCUCGAGGCAUGCGCGGCGCGCGAAGUCGAAGGCGUGCGACGGGAGAACGAUGGCAAGGCAGCGCCGCACCGGCUGCACCUCGAUCCGGGUGAAGUCGACGCGAGCAGACACCACCACGUCGAGGCGCUACCUGGGGACGAGAGCGACACGAGCGAGGAGUGGGACUGGGACGAGAGCGAGGACGAGUGGGAGGGCCCUGGGGACAACAUGUAUCGGGACUACAGGCGGAUGCAGCGGUCGACGUUUUUGGUCGCGCAUCUGAAGGAGCGAGAGGAGAAGGUGAGGCGGGAGAUGGAGAGGGUGGUGAAGAUGAUGGAGAGGCUGGGUGUGCGACUGCCUGGUAGUGAGAAGCAGGAGGGCGAUGGCGGUGGUGGCGGCGGCGGCAGCAGCAGCAGCGAGGAGUUCGGCCUGGACUGCCACGACCUCAGCCUGGAGAACGUCUUCGUGGACGAGCGUGACCAUUCCAAGAUUACGUGCAUCAUAGACUGGGAGUCGACGACGACGCGGCCGCUCUGGGCAUGCGCGCACGUGCCAACGUUCCUACAGUCCUCGCCCUUCACGUCGAAGCUGUUCCGCGCGACCGUCGAGCGUCUCGCGUCGCGCCCUGCGGCGUUCCCGCCCUUCGCGUCGUCUGCGCUACCAAUCGUCAUCCCAUCCUUCGCCGACGGGCACCCUACGCCGAUCGACAUCACGCACGUCGUGGAGGAAUGGCUGCACCACGAGGCGGCAGGUGCGCGGCUGCGGAUGGCCCACCGGUGCAUCGAGUGGGACGGAUGGGAGGAGGGCCUCGUGAACAGCAUUCUUGGCCCGGAGGAGGAAGAGGAGGAAUGGUUCAAGAGCUGGGAGUGCGAGAAGAGCGGUGUGCACACGCCCGAGCAAGUGCCUGCGGAGGUGUAUGGCGAUGGCGAGGCAGACGGGAGCAGCGAGGACAGCGAGAGCCCCACGCUGGUGGAUGCAGCGUCGAGCGACGGUGAGCGUAAGGCGGAGGGCCCUGGGAAGGCCGACGCGAGCGCGAAUGGGAACGGGAAGGCAGGCGGGAAGGGUGUGCCUAAGGUCCCAAUGGCCAAGAAAGUGAUGGAGUGCGAGAAGGAGAAAGAGAAGCUGCUGAAGGGCACGGGCGAUUACUGUGGCGGACGCGGUGGCGAGCUUGGUCGGCGACUCGAGGCGUGGCUGCAUGUCAGUGGUGACGGCACAGGGCGCGUCGGGCUAGAGCGACGCUGGACCGGCGAGGGGUACGAAGACGUGGAGGUGCCCCUCGGUCAGUGAACGAAGAAUGAAACUGGUGUACGAUCCCUUGUCGGUGCGCAUAGCAUAUUUAUUGUGGACAUGUACGUACUUUACGAUUCUUCACGCCUUCCUUCGGACGACUCGACUGACCUAGGAUUCACCGUCCACUUAUGUGCAUUCCUCAUACCUUGAUAUCCUGCCAGUCACACGUGUAUGAUAUUCUCUCCGUACGCAUUGUCGUUCUGUAAUUACACGCCUGUACUGCUGUCCGCAUAUGAACCUAGACGUCGUUUCUUGAUUGCUUGUUCUAUAUCGAUUAUAUCACGAAUAUCACGAACAAAACGAGCUUUUGGCCGCGAAUCCGAUCUUGCUAAGUAGUGAUUACUGCC
Rhodofomes roseus is the source of this 2994-nucleotide messenger RNA. RefSeq lists its product as uncharacterized. The coding region runs from base 491 to 2644 and encodes 717 amino acids. Gene Ontology annotation, cellular component: mitochondrion. The transcript has 4 exons. Lineage: Eukaryota; Fungi; Basidiomycota; Agaricomycetes; Polyporales; Fomitopsidaceae. The record is from RefSeq and is a predicted model, not a curated record.